CCCGGCGGCUGCUCGGGCCGCGCGCCCCGACCUCACACCCGGCUCCCCGCGCGCCCCCCUACGGCGAUCUCCGGUCCCUCGCCGCCACCGCUGCCCCGCCAUGGCCCGUGGCCCCGCUCGGACCGGCGCGGGCCCGGGGCUCCAGCUGCUGCCGCUGCUGCCUCUGCUUCUGCUGCUGCUCCGGGACGCGAGCGGCAGCCACACGGCCUCCGACGGCCGGGCGGGGCACCAGGACGCGCAGCGGCUCCCCGGGGACGCGGCCGCCGCGCUGGGCUCCGGCGCCCGGGACAUGGUCGCUGUCCACAUGCUCAGGCUCUACGAGAAGUACAGCCAGAGGGGCGCCCGGCCGGGGGCGGGCAACACGGUCCGCAGCUUCAGGGCCCGGCUGGAAGUGGUCGACCAGAAAGCCGCGUAUUUCUUCAACUUGACCUCCAUGCAGGAUUCGGAAAUGAUCCUCACGGCCACCUUCCACUUCUACUCGGAGCCGCGCUGGCCCCAGGCGCGCGAGGGGCUGUGCAAGCGGCCGAAGAACGCGCCCUGCCGCCUGCCGCCCCCGGGCCCGCCCGCGCGCCAGCACCUCCUCUUCCGCAGCCUGUCGCAGAACACGGCCACCCAGGGGCUGCUCCGGGGGGCUCUGGCCCUGGUCCCCCCGCCGCGGGGCCUGUGGCAGGCCAGGGACAUCUCCGCCGUGGUCAGGGCGGCGCGCCGGGAUGGCGAGCUGCUCCUCUCCGCCCAGCUGGAUUCCGGGGAGAAGGACCCCGGUGCGCCCGCGCCCCACGCGCCCUACAUCCUGGUGUACGCCGACGACCUGGCCAUCUCGGAACCCAACAGCGUGGCGGUGACGCUGCAGAGAUACGACCCCUUCCCGGCCGGAGACCCCGAGCCCGGCGCGGCCCCCAACGGCUCGGCGGACCCCCGCGUGCGCCGGGCCGCCCGCGCCCCCGGGCCCCUGCAGGACAACGAGCUGCCGGGGCUGGACGAGAGGCCGGCGCACGCCCACCGUGCGCAGCCCCCCCACGCGCACCCGCUCUGGGCCAGCCCCUUCCUGGAGCUGAAGGGGCGGCCGGGGCGCAGGGACCGCAGGAGGAAGGGCCCGGCCGUGCUGGCCGCCGCCCCGCAGGUGCUGAGCUUCGACGAGAAGACCAUGCAGAAGGCGCGGCGGCGCCAGUGGGAUGAGCCGCGGGCCUGCGCGCGGCGGUAUCUGAAGGUGGACUUCGCGGACAUCGGGUGGAACGAGUGGAUCGUCUCGCCCAAGUCCUUCGACGCCUAUUACUGCGCCGGCGCGUGCGAGUUCCCGAUGUCCAAGGUUGUCCGUCCGUCCAACCACGCCACCAUCCAGAGCAUCGUGAGAGCCGUGGGCAUCGUCCCGGGCAUCCCGGAGCCCUGCUGUGUGCCCGACAAGAUGAACUCCCUCGGGGUCCUUUUUCUGGAUGAGAACCGGAACGUGGUUCUGAAGGUGUACCCCAACAUGUCCGUGGAGACCUGUGCCUGUCGGUAAGGCCAGCUGCUCCAGGGUGGAAGGGCACCUUCCUCCCAGCCCACGUCCAGCAGAACGCCAUCCUGGGAACUUUCCAGAGAGAGGGCUUGACAAAGGGCGCAGCUGCUAAUGCAGUACGGGGGCUUGGAGGCCACCCUGCUGGGUUACAGAAGGAUCUGUCCCCCGGGGAGCCAUUCUGGGGAUGUUUCAUUACGGGCUGACUUGGGCCCUAAAUGUCCAAGCCUGAGUCCCUCGGAAAGAAUCUGGGAAUGAGCCCUGGCCUGAACGUUGCUGGUGAUCUCUGCCCACAGCUCCGAAGCCCAGAAAUCCUGGAUGUGUUCAUGUGGUGGUUUUUUUUUUUUUUUUUUGUGAUCAUCAGCUCCGAACCUGAGAAGACGACUAUGCAAAUCUUAGGGCCCGGCUCCCCUCACUGGGUGAGACGCUGUGCUCCCAAGCUAGUUCAGAACACUUCAGGGCACAUAUUGAUGCUGAAAAACAAGGCUUAAGUAGCGUUAUAAAUCUUUAUUUUGUUUCAAAUUUGACUGCAUAAGCUUUUAUACAUACAGUAUACCCAUAUUAUCAAUUUUGGUCUCAUUUUCCUAAUACAUAUUUUAUUUUACAACAACAAAAAAAGGAGAGAAUUGAUACCAUUUCCCACAGAAGUAAUCCUGCUGGUGAAAUGUCAGUCGUUUAGACAUGCAUUGAAGUAACACAAACAGUAAUACGUGGGAAUACUAAAAAGUAACCAAGAUUUUAUAUUUUUGUAAAUUAUACUUUCUGUACUGUAGAUGAUGUAUGUUAUGUGCUUUUAUGGAAAGCUAAUAAAUUAAAGGUACAAUGUGGUGUCUUGAAACGCUGAAUGCUAUCUGGUCCAAACACUGAUCGCUCCCCAUCUGUAAGUUUGACAUCUGGGUGAAUGCCU
This is a messenger RNA of Choloepus didactylus (southern two-toed sloth), 2399 nucleotides long. It is a transcript of the gene GDF10, whose product is annotated as growth differentiation factor 10. The transcript is spliced from 3 exons. The record is from RefSeq and is a predicted model, not a curated record. Gene Ontology annotation, biological process: SMAD protein signal transduction; osteoblast differentiation; BMP signaling pathway. Lineage: Eukaryota; Metazoa; Chordata; Mammalia; Pilosa; Megalonychidae. Gene Ontology annotation, molecular function: cytokine activity; growth factor activity. The coding region runs from base 101 to 1498 and encodes 465 amino acids. Gene Ontology annotation, cellular component: extracellular region.